AUGAUACCAAUACUUUUGCCUAUCAGGACCAAAAUUCACGUUCCUUCGUUCCUUCGUUCCUUCCUCGCGAAGUGCUACUUCCUUUUUCGUCCCAUCUUAGCUCCCAUCUUCUGCCCGGGUGACUUCCAAGGUUUUCAUCUUCACUUCCUUUUCAUCUUCGCUUCCUUUGCUUUAACAUUCUCACAUCAUCAAGCCAUGGAUCUCCCACGCCCUCCAAAUGUCUUCAGCAAUUUGGACCUCUUUUGCGACUGGAACGGGAACCCAGAAGAGCCUGUUAGUAUCACCAUAAACAUCGAUGCAUGGGGUCUUCCAAAUCUGAAGCUGCCCGUUCUGAACGUGCACUAUCCCAACGUCGUCAAGGGCCCAUCACAAUUCGUCUACCGGAAGACUAGCCAAACACACCAACCCUCAAAGACUCACUUCAAUGGUGACAUUUUCCUGCAUCCCACUAAACGUCAUCCAAAUGGCCUUGUUCCCGAUGGCUUGAAGCCCGGAAGUGGUGUUGUCGUUCAUGAUCGUGGUUCAAACCAUGCCUUUGCCGAAAGCCCUACGCCUCACAGGAAUGCCGAGCCCGCACAUACGCAUACCUUCGUUCCCUCUAUCUGUAUCUCGCAGAUGUAUUCCGAAGUCGACUCAUCAGACAGCCUGACGUCACCAAAAUCUCGCAAGAGAUCUGCAAAGUGUGCUUCAUUGCCUGACUCAAUUCCCCCCGACGAGGACUUUGGUGUGAGCCGACACAAGGCGUUGGAUACAAAGGAGGAUUCGGGGGUGUAUCAAACCGAGUGCUCGCCAGAUUCUGUACUUACACCCACCCCCAGCUCUAUUCAUCUCCCCGCUUCGCCGCUUGCCGAUACGGAAACGAAUGGGGUGUCUUGCGAGAAGCUUCAGUCCUCUGAACCAUCGCCUAAGCUGUCAGCUGCGAAGCCCAGCGUGAGAUUCGAAGAACUCGGUCCUGAUGGAUGUUCUACCGCCACUGAUACUAGGGGUGAUACACCUGAAAGUCUUCCUGACUACGAAACUCCCGUUCUCAGCCCUGAGACUUCUCCUAGUAAGACCGGAAUUUGCGAAAAUGCCAACAUCCCCGGGGGAGAAAAUUUUGGUCCGCUUGAUCUCACGGAAGAGAACCUCGCUUUGCAAGACGAUAGGUCUGAAUCUUUGCGAGUAUGCGACGGGAGUCUGGUUGACACCGAAGGCACUGAGGAACACGAAGGCUCAGUACAGUCUUUCGAGCCUAACAGCAGUACUCGGGAUUUCACUGCAAUCACUGCGUCUCCAGUCAUCCCACAUUUCCCCGAACAAAGUGACAUCCCGCAAGAGCCCGAGCUUGUCCUUGAGGACGGCAUUGUCUACUUCAAGACACCGCCCGGCAUCGAACCUAAGAUGUACCAAAUCGGUAUCACAAUGGAAGUUAUCUUGAGAAAGGGCAAGUCGACAGACUGGUGGGAGUUAGAUGUGAGGGGCUUGCCCACGCUCGGUUCAUCUGAGUCGGGUUAUCUUUACUUUCGCACCAAUCCUGGCCAGGGGAUGGAGUUUGGCACUUUGCCAUUCAAGCGGAACGCCGUGGUUGAGGAUUGCUUAAUGGCUCAAUUUAUACCAGGCAAGAAUCUCAUCGUUCCACUUCGCAACUGCAGCGCUGAGCACUACGGUUUUAUCAACGACUACAAGAUCAACUCGGUACUUCAUUCUGAAAUCUUUCAGAAUUCAUCAGGUUACGCAAUUGAGUACACUGCCGUUUGUUCGGUCGAUCUCAUCAACCACAGAUUUUGGAGUGAGCAGUGCAGUUUCCGCAUGUACGUGCACGGCGGCCCUGAUGGCAAAUGGAGUGGCCAGUUCACCGAGAAGCAAUCUUUCGACAUUGCAGGCAAGCCUAUCCUCUACAACCUGUUGUUAGACCCGCCGGCGGAUGCAGAAAUCGGUGUCUCCCGCAUCGAAUUGACUUGUCCGCCUGCUGCACUGGAAAUGUUUGCUGUGCAAUGGGAAAUGAGAGUCCCUCGAGGGAAGGCCCUGAUCACACCCCGAAUCAAGAGCACAAUUGAGAAUGAAGCUGAACGCAAGCUUCGUGACAAUUUUGACUUUGUUGACCGCGAGCGGUACAUUCUUGCGAAUCCCUGGGCGUCUUCCUCUUCUUGGUCUCCUCGGAGCGUUAGUCGUGUGAAAAAAGCACCAUCUUUGGCUAGAACAAAGAGAUUCGCCCGACAGAGUGAUUUACAGAGCUUGCCCGCGAUAGCUCUUGCUGGGCCUACCAUUCAUUCGGUGAGCACAGAGCCUAUUCCCGCUACCACCAAGCCAGAGGAGCCAAAGCAACCAAGGACGCCAGAGGAACCAAACAAGCCAGAGGAACCAAAGAAGCAAGAUAGUACUCUCUCUGUUCCAUCGCAGGCGAUGUGGAGACUGGUCAAAUUCGUGUUCUUUGUGUGCUGGUUCUUGGCCACCCUACCCUCAGCUUAUUGGUCCUAUAUCAUUCUCAGUCAUGGUUACACUCAGUCUGACUCGGCUUUCGCGUUCAGCAAAGAGUUUACUCCUACAAUUCUCGACCAAGCUGAAGCAAAUGUCACCAGUCAUUCCAUCGAAAGCCCCAUUUAUAACAGUUUUAUGCAGGAGGAAGAGGUUCGGUCAACCAUCGUGCCGGAGCCUGAGAACACCGAAAAGCCACACGCUGGCGCCAAAAACAAUGAUACUAUGCCGCUGAGGGACCGCAUUGACUACUUUCUCGGAUGGAAAGGCCCUGUCGUUGAAGAGUGA
This is a messenger RNA of Penicillium salamii, 2742 nucleotides long. The record is from the annotation of a GenBank genome assembly. Lineage: Eukaryota; Fungi; Ascomycota; Eurotiomycetes; Eurotiales; Aspergillaceae.